Octopus sinensis (East Asian common octopus) is the source of this 1230-nucleotide messenger RNA. RefSeq names its product bactericidal permeability-increasing protein-like. The coding region runs from base 61 to 1230 and encodes 389 amino acids. The transcript is spliced from 12 exons. Lineage: Eukaryota; Metazoa; Mollusca; Cephalopoda; Octopoda; Octopodidae. The record is from RefSeq and is a predicted model, not a curated record. Gene Ontology annotation, molecular function: lipid binding.
CAUUUUAUUUUAAUAAACAGACUUCACACACAGCUUGACUUCACUGAAGCUGAUUACAAAAUGCUAACCGACGUCUUUCUUUCUUCCGUAAUUCUCGGGCUGUUUCUAAUGAAAACCAGCUCAGCUGGAGACCCAGGCGUAGUCACGCGUAUAACGCAAAAAGGUCUUGAUUAUGCUUCCACUAUUGGAUUCACACAACUUCAUGAACAAUUCAAAUCAAUACGAAAAAUUCCAAACAUCGUACACACUGGCGACACUUACUACAGCUUGACAAAUCUGUACGUAGAUAAAUUAACAAAACCCCACGGUAGCAUUGCUUUUGUGCCUGGGCACGGUCUAAAAUGGUCGAUGACAAUACCGAAUGCACAGAUCUCUGGUAACUGGCGUUACUCGAAAAAAUUGUGGUUUUUCAGAGUUGGAGACGCUGGAAGUAUGAAGAUCAAUAUGCCAGAAACGCAUGUUGAAAUCAUCAUUAAAUUGACAAAAACACCACACGGAGCUCCUGAUGUGAAAGCAACACAUUGCAGUUGUGAUAUUGCUUUUGACCUCGACACUUAUAAUUGGUUUUACAACUUCGUUAUAUUCCUCUUCAAAGGCACCAUUCGAACUGUUCUACGGCAUCAGAUGUGCGAGAAAGCUGUUGCGCUCAUCAACGACAACGGAUAUGAACAAAUCAUUAAUUUUCCAUUGCAGGUACCAAUCGGAUAUGAUUUCAUAUUAGAUUAUAGAUUGGUUAAUGACCCACUCUUGACGACAUUGUACAUGCAAUUGGAACAUAAGGCGAAAAUUUCAUGGUUCAACGAUAAUGACUUGAUACCAUUUCAUCCAGGCCAUCUCCCUUACGUCAGUGAUAACGGCAAGAUGAUAUACGUAGUCAUCUCAAACUAUGUAGUAGAUUCUUGGUCAUUUGCAGCUCAUAAACAUCACGUACUUCAAUAUGUCUUUUCCUCUAAACACCUGCCGGCAGCACAAAGCGAACUCUUGAUGACGACAUGCUCAGAAGAGACAAUUUGCAUAGGAAAACUCAUUCCACAGGUUUGGAAACAUUUCCAAACAGUGAAACACUGGCAUCGGUGUAAUCUACUAUCCCCCUCCCCCAAAGAUUCAGGCCUCAUGCCUAUUGUAAAAAUUCGCGCUGGCAGAAACUAUGGAAUUGACAAAUUAGUGAAUGUAGUCCUACAUAAAUCUGAACCGAAGGGAUCUAUUCUAUCAAGGUUUAUUCAGGACUGA